Messenger RNA from Alligator mississippiensis (American alligator), 5243 nucleotides. RefSeq names its product PAS domain containing repressor 1 (gene PASD1). Gene Ontology annotation, cellular component: CLOCK-BMAL transcription complex; nucleus; cytoplasm. Gene Ontology annotation, biological process: regulation of transcription by RNA polymerase II; circadian regulation of gene expression. Bases 193 to 2910 code for a protein of 905 amino acids. Lineage: Eukaryota; Metazoa; Chordata; Crocodylia; Alligatoridae. The record is from RefSeq and is a predicted model, not a curated record. The transcript has 21 exons. Gene Ontology annotation, molecular function: RNA polymerase II cis-regulatory region sequence-specific DNA binding; DNA-binding transcription factor activity, RNA polymerase II-specific; protein dimerization activity.
UUUGAUACCGUGAAGCUUUCCCCUUUAAUUAGCAGCCAAAACCCCACCUGGCCCUUCCCUCAGCCUCUCUGAGUGGCUGCUGUUGUAAGAUGUGUCUGUGUGGGAUGGGAAAUGUGAAUUAUCUCUGAGUGGAAGUGCAAUUGGUACAUACUCAUUGCCUACAGAAAUGGUGCCAGUUAUAUAACUAUCUCUAUGAGUAAUAAGGCAAAACUCUGUCAACUCUUCUGCAGGAGAUUUCUGAAGGUUGCGUGCUUCUGGCUGAUCCCGAGAACCCUGUGUUGUGCAAACGAGCUGAUGGACGAAGAUGAGAAGGACAGGGCAAAGAGGGCGUCACGCAACAAAUCUGAAAAGAAAAGGAGAGACCAGUUCAAUGUCCUCAUUAAAGAGCUCUGCACGAUGCUGCAGGGCCACGGCCACCCUCUCAAGAUGGACAAGUCCACGAUACUGCAGCGGACCAUCGACUUCUUGCAGAAACAGAAAGAAAUCACAGCACAGACAGAGGCCUGUGAGAUCAGACAGGACUGGAAGCCUUCAUUUCUUAGCAAUGAGGAGUUCACCCAGUUGAUGUUAGAGGCUUUAGACGGAUUCCUCAUUGCACUUACCACUGAUGGGAUUAUUAUUUAUGUAUCUGAUAGUGUCUCUUCCCUUCUUGGGCAUGUACCGUCAGAUUUGGUGGACCAAAAUAUAUUAAACUUUCUGCCUGAGCGGGAACAGAGCGACGUAUACAAGCUCCUUUCAUCCCACGUGCUCAUGACGGAUCCCGUAGCAACUGACUUUCUCCACGCUGAAAAACAAAUAGAGUUCUGCUGCCAUUUAGCAAGAGGCAGCUUAGAUCCAAACGAGCCCCUCACGUACGAAUAUGUGAAAUUUGUAGUGGAUUUUAAAUAUUUUACUCACGUGCCUACGCCCGCCUGUAAUGGCUUUGAGUCAGCUAUUGCACGAGCAUUCAGGUCAGCUACGGAGGAGCAGAUUUGCCUCGUCGCGACUGUUCGUCUCGUCACCCCGCAGUUCUUAAAGGAGCUCUGCAACACCGAAGAGCCGUGUGAAGAAUUCACAUCAAGACAUAGCCUGGAGUGGAAAUUUUUAUCCUUGGACCAUAGGGCUCCACCUAUUAUAGGCUACUUACCUUUUGAGGUCCUGGGAACAUCGGGUUAUGAUUAUUACCACGCCGAUGACCUGGAGCUGCUUGCUAGGUGCCAUGAACACUUGAUGCAAUUUGGGAAAGGAAAGUCCUGUUACUACAGAUUCUUGACCAAAGGCCAGCAGUGGAUAUGGCUGCAGACGCACUAUUACAUCACUUACCACCAGUGGAACUCCAAACCCGAGUUCAUUGUUUGCACUCACCUUGUAGUUAGUUAUGCAGAGGUUCGGGCUCAAAGAAGGCGAGACCUUGGCCUUGAGGAGUCAUCAAUUGAGCUGGCAUCAUCUUCUUUGAAGAGUCACAAGAGCUACGUGGACAUCAGGCAGUGUGGAAACAGCCAGGAAACCAGCAGGGAAAGAGUGUCUGUGUCGUCCCACAGCUCCCGCAGAUCUUCGCACACGGCCCUCUCCGACUCUGCAUCCACAUCAUCCAUGCGACACACAGAUGCCAGCACUCCCACCAGGCAGUCGGUGUCUCUGGGGCAGCCAGAGAAGACCUCCCUGAGGCUGGCCUCAACUGGGAGCACCCAGGCGAUCGUAACUCCUCAGGCCCCCGCCGAACAUUUGACUCAGCAUCCGAUGGCCCAGCCAGCGAUGCCCGCUCAGCAAGCCGCGAUGCCCGCUCAGCAAGCCGCGAUGCCCGUGUACCACUUCCCGGCGCAGCUGGGGAUGAUGCAUCAGCUGAAGGAGCAGCUGGAAGAGCGGACGCGCAUUUUGCAAGCAGACAUCAAGACGCAGCAGGAGGAGCUGCACGUCAUCAAGGAGCAGCUCCAGCUGGUGCAGGAUUCCAAUCUGCAGAUGUUGAUGCAGCAGCCCAUGCCCUUGGUGUUCAACAACGCGCAGCAGCCGAGCCCACGGAGGGCAGCUCAGCAGCAGCAGACGGGGGCAGCUAGGCAAGCCGUGGCCAAGAAGCCUCAACAGCAAGGCCCGGGGGGCUCGAAACGCUACUGCAGCUCUCACUUACCGUCACCGCGGCACUUCCUCAGGGAACCUUGUGUCACCUCUUCCCAGGUGCAACAGCAGCAGCAGCAGCAACAACAGCAGCAGCAGCAGCAACAGCAACAGCAGCAGCGGCAACAACAGCAGCAGCGGCAACAACAGCAGCAGCAGCAGCACAUAAUAAGAGGAAAUCAGACACAGCCAACCUGCCUGCCAGUGCAAACCAGCAUUUCCGUGCCCCUCUACAACAACCCCAUGGCAUUCUCUCAGACUCAUCCCAUCACUACUCCCACUCAGAUGCCAGCUGAAAUUAGUGACAGGCAGCCACAGUCUGACUAUGGCCAAGAUAGGAGCCUAAGGAUGUUGCUGGAUCAGCCUAUCCAAGCCAUGAUGCCCAGUGCUAAUGGGACUAGUCAGUCAGGGCAGAACAACGCUGGGAGACAACAAGGGAAGUUUGUUCCUGAGCAGCAGAUGCUGCCUCCCCAGUUACAAAUGCCACCGGUUACGUGUAGCACAGUCAGAGCUCCUGGCCCGUCGCCUGUGUUUUCCCCUUCCGUGAUGAUCCCGCAUACGAACUUCGCCUCCCACCAGACGCAUCCCCCUGUUCACCUCCCCCAGUGGCCACAGCAGCAAGUCCAACAGCAUCAUCUCUACCUGCAGAUGCAGACUCCCGAAUCAGUCCAGGGGAGUCAAGGUCAGCGCAUUUUCCAGUCAUCUCACCUCCCCCAGCAGAACAGCAUGGGCUACUUCCUCCAUCCUCAGCAACAAGCCUGCCACGCAGAGGGUCAGCCCUGCAACCUGCAAGACCUGCCUGAAAUGCAGCUGCCGUGAAAGCCAGGCGGUGAAGAGGAGAGGAUGAUGUUGGGCGCAGCAGCUGCACUGGGCACAAGCGAGGGGAAGGACAGCGCUAGCUAAGGAGAGGAGGCCUUCCUCAUUUGCCCAAGGGGUGAGGUUCAGCCCGGAGGGAAGCGUGGCAGCCUGAGCCAGGGGCCCGGCAGGCGGGCUGUAAGAGCGUCUUGUUGAUCAGCAUUUUCACGUAGUCAGUUCAGUGCUCGCUGGUGCACAGCAGCACUUCCAGCAGCCACAGAAAAGUGCGGAUCUGUUAAACAGCAGGACAGAAGACUCGAAACUGUGAGUAGCCUGAACUCCCGCAGCUUGUCUUGUAGAGACGGGUUAAUACUUAAAGUGCUAAAAGCAUUGGGAGGACUCAACGAGUAGGGUGUGGAGCUCCUGCCCGCCAAACCUAACGGACAAAAGCGGGUACACACUUGAUCACCCAAAGGAUUUGCUUAGGGAGGAGAACAGCCACAAGCAAAAACAGUCAGAGUGGGUGUUAGUGGCAGGUACGAAGCCAUAGGUGCACAGCGUGGCAAUGCACGUGAGCUGAAAGAUGGCUUUCUAGCUGCAGGUGUGUUUUAUCAGGUCACCACAAUGGUCACUUUGCAACUGAGAACACCUUUUCAAUUCAUAGCAUCGAUGCUCCGUUUAAGUAUUGCUGGAAGUCACUGUGAAUUGAAGACCAGCGUUUGGAAAACGCGCGCGCGUGCACACACACUGUAACAACUUGCAGGAUACCACUCACUCACCAUGUACAUAAUUCGUUUUGCUGUCAUACUUCAACAGUGGAUUUUAUUUCCCUUCUUCCUAUACCUCAGCCCUGGUCCUUGUUUUUUUUUUAGAUGAUUGGAUAAUGCUGCUAAUUUAUGUGACACCACUUCUGCCUGAAUUUCUUACUGUUGUUAUACCAGCUCACAUCACACUUAGUAAGAGAAGUGCAUCAGGUUUAAUUCUGGGUGAGACAUGAAAAUAAAUGUCUAUGUUUCUAUUCCCUUUAGCCAAAUAAUUUUCAGGGUAUCAGCGAAGAAACUUUACAGGGUUUAUUUUUGUCCCCACCCCCGAUGGAUGUUGCUGUACACAUUUCCUUACACCUGGAAAAAAACAAAAACAAAACAAAUGACAGCAAACUUUGUGGUUUUGCUGGUUCGUGUUGCAGUUGGGCAAAGCUGACGUUUAUACUGACAAAGGCACAAAUGCGAGGUCGGGCCCAGAGGGAUAGCAAUAAAUUGUAUUUUUGUAAAUUGUCACUUUAUAACGAUAUGUUUAUAUUUAUGAACGGAAACAGAUGUGUAUUCCUCAGUGAGUAUAUAGCAGUGUCCCUACUGUUUGUGUCUUUCCAAAGGAAAAUGAAUAUUUACGUGGUUGGAGGUUUUGGGUUUUUUUUUCCUAUAGUAGUUGAAUGCUAGAGCUGGGUGCAGUUAGAUUCCCAUCUUCAAAAGAGAGGGAGCGUUUAUGCCCUUAAUGCACCUAUUUUGGGAUAACCCGUGGGACCUCCCUUAAAGGAAGGAAACAUGAUGGUAUUGUGUGCCUGAUUUGCACAGUAAUGAUGAAUGUUAUGGCUUGGGGGGGUGGAAUAAAGCUGUGGGCAAGGUGAUUUGCCCUCCCGUGGCUGAGCUGUUCUACUGCGGCUCUUUUGUAGCAAGUCUCAGCAUCCAGGCUGGCUGCCAGCCUCUAGGCAUGACGAUGAUGUGGACUGGAGCGUGGGCUAGGUCUAGAGCCACCUGAGUGUGCCUCAGCACUGGGCUCAACGCUGUUUGCUGUGGGGCAGAUGGGGCUUUGGGGCGUCUCACCUCUCAGUGCUGAAAGAGCAGGGGCCACAUCCACCUGCACAGACCCUGCAUGUGUGCUCUUCCCAUUGGCAUUGUCACUGGCCCAGGGCGAGCGGGACGUGCAGGCUUUCACAUUGCCCUUCAUCUGCUGGAUCAGGUCCCAAGGGGAGGGCGGGUCGACACUGAAAGGCUUUGCUUGAAGCCAGAUGCACCCACAAAGGGAGUCCAGCACCAUGGUAGGAGAGUGCUAAGCCAGGGAGCCAGCCCCAGGCCAGCUCUGCAUGAGCGACUGCUGCUCAGCCAUGCAUCCGGGCUGCACCGGUCACAGCGACACUUUAAAACUGUUCCAGGAGAAGGUCAGCUUGCAUUUUAGUCUUCAAGCCUGCCAGGGUGUUUGCCACCACCUCCUCACCCCUGAAACCCACCCCUACCCUUCAGCUACGCACACGGGACAGGCCAUGUGCCUGAGAGUCAGGCUGGGCAGCAUGCAGACACACACACACACACACACACACACACACGCAAAUUGCCCAUCAAGAAUGAUGGAGGAAGGGGGGG